Messenger RNA from Mesoplodon densirostris (Blainville's beaked whale), 3484 nucleotides. It is a transcript of the gene XRCC4, whose product is annotated as X-ray repair cross complementing 4. The coding region runs from base 130 to 1065 and encodes 311 amino acids. Gene Ontology annotation, biological process: positive regulation of ligase activity; immunoglobulin V(D)J recombination; double-strand break repair via nonhomologous end joining. The record is from RefSeq and is a predicted model, not a curated record. The transcript is spliced from 8 exons. Gene Ontology annotation, molecular function: DNA binding. Gene Ontology annotation, cellular component: DNA ligase IV complex; DNA-dependent protein kinase-DNA ligase 4 complex; nucleus. Lineage: Eukaryota; Metazoa; Chordata; Mammalia; Artiodactyla; Ziphiidae.
UGACAGGUAGGGUCCUGAAGUGGCGACUGCCUCGGUAGUCCAGUUCUUUUCUUUUUUAGCUUUGUAGAACUCCGCAGCGCGCAAAUUUUUUCCUGCUUGGAUUCCCCCGCCUACGAUGUGUGAUCAGAAAUGGAGAGAAAAGUAAGCAGAAUCUAUCUUGCUUCUGAACGUGAUACAAUUCAUUUUCUACAAGUUGCUUGGGAAAAAACACUAGGAUCUGGUUUUGUUAUUACACUUACUGAUGGGCAGUCAGCAUGGACUGGGACAGUUUGUGAAUCAGAGAUUUCCCAAGAAGCUGAUGACAUGGCAAUGGAGAAAGAGAAAUAUGUUGAUGAACUGAGAAAAGCAUUGGUGUCAGGAGCAGGACCAACUGACACAUACAAGUUUAAUUUUUGGAAAGAGUCUUGCCACUUCUCCUUUGAGAAAAACUUGAAAGAUGUUUCAUUCAGACUUGGUUCCUUCAACCUACAGAAAGUUGCAAACCCAGCUGAGGUCAUUAGAGAACUUAUUUGUCAUUGCCUGGACACCACUGCAGAAAACCAAGCCAAAAAUGAGCACCUGCAGAAAGAAAAUGAAAGGCUUCUGAGAGACUGGAAUGAUGUCCAAGGACGAUUUGAAAAAUAUGUGAGUGCUAAAGAAGCUUUGGAGACUGAUCUUUAUAAACGGUUCAUUCUGGUGCUGAAUGAGAAGAAAGCAAAGAUCAGAAGCUUACAUCAAUUGUUAAAUGAAGUUCAAGAACUGGAAAAGAACAUCGAGCAUAAAAGGGAAACUCCAACAUGUUCUGAAAUGACUACUGACAGAGAUGCAAUCUAUGAUGAAAGUACUGAUGAGGAAAGUGAAAUCCCACCUAAUCCCUCUGGGUUAAGUCCAGCUACUGUAAGAAGAGAUGAUUCCAUUAUUUCAAGUCCUGAUGUCACUGAUAUUGCACCAACUAGAAAGAGGAGGCAGCGGAUGCAAAAAAAUCUUGGGACAGAGCCUAAAAUGGCUUCUCAGGAGCAUCAGCUUCAAGAAAAGGAAAAGCAGCCUCCCCAGGGCAAGUGCAGAUGUGCUGAGCCAUUUGGCUGAAGCGUGGACCUACUCAGAGAGCCUCCCUUCUCCCCAAUGAAGUCAUCUCCUCUCGGCAGCCCAGCGUUUCCCAUCACUCCAUGUUGGAACUUGGCUUUGGCUUGCAUAGUUCUGUCAUGAUGUAGAUGGUCUUCCAGUUAAGUUCUGGAGAAAUCUACCCAACCAUGAACAGGACAUUUACAGCAAAAAAAAAAAAAAAGAGCCCUUUUAUUGAAAGAAACAUUUUACUGUAACAUUUUGAUUUGGAGGUUGGGGAGCAAAGGCUUGGUAUCUGAUUUCUGGGGGGGGAAAUCGCAUUCUUCAUGGCUUUCUAAGGAUAUUUGUCUGUAUUUAAUUUCUCUGAGUAAUUUAUAUACUUCAGGCUAAAGUGUAAUGAGCUUGUCACCAUCACUUUGCCUUUUGUAGGGUUUCUUUUAUUUUUUAAAGAAAGCAACAAAAACCGUAUAUUAUUGAAUAGUUCUGCAUUUCCUAGAAACCAAAGAAGAUUUGAAGUGUUGGGUAAAAUGUCUUUCCCUAAUCUGUAAUUUUUUUUUUUAAAGCAAUCUUAGAGGGUUGACUUCCUUUUUCUAGGGUCUUUCACAUUUUUAAUCUUUCACAUUCUUUCACCACCCAGAGAGGAUAUUUGCUUCAUUGUGCCUAGGAUCAGCCAGAUCAGGGACUUGAAAUGUGAACUCUGUUUUUGGAGUGUGGAUGGGACUGGAACCUUGUCAUUCCUAGUGCAGCAACAGAUAAUACGAUGUCUAAGAACACUUCACCUGAUCAAUAAAAAAGGAGAAGACUGAAAUGUGAUCCUAAAGGACCUCAGAAAGAGGUUUAGAUAAAGAUAAUGAAAUUCUCUGGAGACCCACCUGACAUCUACACCUUUCUUCUCUAAGUCUUUGGCUGUCUGCCCUCUGACCUCAGCCAAGUUCCUAAAGACAAGAUCAAGGCAAUGAAGCAAGGCACGUAGCUUCUGGCUUCUGGUUUCUUGUAGACACCAGCACUGGGAAUGAAGAGCUUGUUUUAUCUACACCUGGGACCAUGGAGUUUACAUACAGAACAUCCCCAGUACAAGGACAUGAUUUAAAGGGGGAUGCACAGAAUGAUAUUUUAAUUACUGUUUAAUUCAGACAAGUGUAUUGGGCAAAUAUAGUUUUAGUUAUAAAAGCUGCAAAUAUAUAUUUUCUCAUUCAAGGACUUUUGAUGAUUUUUCAGACAUAGGAGAAUAAGAAAUAACUUUCUCUCAUUCUCUUUUUCUUGAUUAAAGAAAGAGAGAAAGGAAGGAAGGAAGGAAAGAAGGAAGGAAGGAAAAGGAAAAGGGAAGAAAGGAAAGGAAAGGAAAGAAAGGGAAGGGAAGGAAAGAAAAAACAAAGAAAGAGAGAUAAAGAUGUCCUCAAGGAGAGUUACGUAUAAAUAAUACAGCUGUAGACUCUAUCCUGGAUGUACCAGGUAUGCUUUCCUUUUUAUUCUUUCUCUAUCGUAAAUAGCUAGAGGGUGAAUUCUGCCUUAGAGAAAGAAAGCAGAUAUUCAGGGGUGUCAUUUCAUUCUGGUUAUUUGACAGCUUGAAGAAGCAUUUAAUUUUCUAAAUAAUAAUGUUACAAGCCAAGGUAAAGAAAAGGCAUGCAGUUUAAAGCUUUUCAACUUUGUCCAAGUUCUGACUAGUUAUGUCUGCCUGAGAAAGUGCCUUUGCCCCGUAGAACUACUCAAUCAAGAGUUGUAAUGUCUAUGGACAUUACAAGGAACCAAAACGUUGGAGGGCUGGAGGAACACAUUUGGCAAGAUAAAGGAAAAUAUCUCAGUAUGUAAGGAGUAGCUGACCCAUAAUUUUAAUCAUGUUCCAUUAUGUACAGAUGGUAUUAUUUGUAGUGAAUGUUAACCAUUAACAUUUGCUUGAAAAUGGAUAUUAAUCUGCUAUUAGUUUCUUGUUUCUGCUCUAGGUCUCCUUUGUAGAAAAGUUUUACUUAACUAUAUUAUGAAGGGAGAACAGGGUAAUGGAGAGAUAAUAAGCUUUUCAGAUUGGCAGAUCUACCACUUAAAAAGUGGCCAUGGGCAGGACACUUAAAUUCUUUGGAACUCAACUAGGUUCACUCAAAUUUAAAAAUGAGAAUAAUAAUAUAUACCUUGAAGUGUUUCAGAGAAUGAUCUAACCUAAUGCCUGGGUAUAAACUUCAAAAAAAACUCUUUUAUUUCAUUUUUCUCGGUUCCUGAGUGAGCUCAUCUUGGUCAUAAAGAUGCUAUGAGGAGCACUGAAAAGACCACUGGGCCAGGAGUCAAGAGUUGUGUGCUAGUAACAGCUUUGCUAUUAAUCGUGUGAUUUUAGGAAAGUCGCUUUCUGGGCCUUAGUUUGCCUAUCUGUUAAAUGUAAAGGUUGAACUCCAAUUCUGUUCUAUGGCUCUGUUAUUCUAAAUAUAUUUUAAUGGACUAGAAUCUCAAUGUUGGA